AUGGCCUUCACUUUCGCUGAAGAAGAAGUAUUGUCGCCUCCGGAACAUUCGGAAUCAAUAUCUGGAACCUCGACACUGAAGCCGAGCACAACAAGACUCACGACAGAGUCUUUUCUCGAUGGAGAAACGCUCCGUUCGAGAUCAGGCUCUUUCAACUCAUCUGUUAACACGGUGGUCAGGUCUCGAGCAGGCUCAGACUUGCCUGUAUAUGAUGGCAUUCACCCUUCGGAAGCACUAAGCCCGGACCGGCAAUAUGAACAGGACUUCCAGAUAGAGGAUAAUAAGUUUGCGUUUUCGCCAGGGCAGCUGAAUAAAAUGUUAAACCCCAAGUCCCUUGCAGCUUUCAAGGCUCUGGGCGGCCUGCCAGGCUUGGAGAAGGGUCUUCAGACGAACAUGGUGGCGGGGCUAUCGGUUGACGAGAAACAAGUUCAUGGCAGAGUCACAUUCGACCAAGCAACGACACCCUCGAGCAAAGGUCCAGCAAACCUGACAUAUAGCACAAGCAUAUCUUCCGGUUCGCCUUUCGAGGAUCGCAUCCGGGUCUUCGGCCAGAACCGUCUGCCUGCCCGGAAAACAAACGGGUUUUUGAAGCUCUUCUGGCAAGCAUAUAAUGAUAAAAUCAUCAUACUACUAACAAUAGCGGCGAUAGUUUCGCUUUCUCUGGGGAUAUACGAGACUGUCAGCGACGGCUCAGGAGUUGACUGGAUUGAGGGGGUUGCGAUAUGUGUGGCCAUUCUCAUUGUUACAACCGUGACAGCUGCGAAUGAUUGGCAAAAGGAAAGACAAUUCUCCAAACUCAACAAGCGGAACAAUGACAGGUCGGUCAAGACGAUCCGCUCGGGCAAGUCUUGCAUGAUCUCUAUCUUUGACGUCACCGUCGGUGACAUCCUCCAUCUGGAGCCUGGCGAUGCGAUUCCAGCCGAUGGAGUCCUGAUAUCCGGCCACGGUGUGAAGUGCGAUGAGUCUUCUGCCACUGGGGAAUCCGAUCAAAUGAAGAAGAUGAGCGGGCACGAAGUCUGGCAGCGUCUCCUGGAUGGAACAGCCACCAGCAAGCUCGAUCCCUUCUUGAUCUCCGGCAGCAAGGUGCUUGAAGGCGUCGGCACCUAUCUCGUCACCAGCGUUGGGCCGUAUUCUACCUAUGGUCGAAUUCUCUUGUCCCUGCAGGAGUCGGAUGACCCGACACCCUUGCAGGCCAAGUUGGGAAAGUUGGCAAACUGGAUUGGAUGGCUGGGAGCUGGUGCCGCUACCGUUCUAUUCCUUGCUCUCUUGGUUCGAUUCCUGGUUCACCUGCCGAAUAACUCGGCCAGCCCGGCAGCCAAGGGACAAGAGUUUGUAGAUAUCCUCAUUGUUGCCGUCACGGUUAUUGUCGUUGCUAUUCCAGAGGGUCUUCCAUUGGCUGUGACUCUAGCUCUUGCAUUUGCCACAACUCGCAUGGUAAAGGAGAAUAACCUCGUCCGAGUCCUUCGUGCCUGCGAGACUAUGGGUAACGCAACGGUCAUCUGCUCGGAUAAGACUGGCACUUUGACGCAGAAUAAGAUGACGGUAGUCGCAGGCACUUGGGGGUCUGAUGGGAGUUUUCAUCAGCUCGAGGAAGGCCAUCCUGCAUCCAUGCACAUCUCUGGAUUCCUCAAGAACUGUUCCGCGGCCGUCAAGGAUCUAGUUGUCAAGAGCAUUGCUCUCAACUCGACUGCUUUUGAGGAAGAGAAGGAUGGAUGCAAACAGUUUCUCGGCAGCAAGACAGAAGUCGCCUUGUUACAACUUGCAAAAGACUAUUUCGGAAUGGAUGUUGCUGUUGAGCGUGCGUCUGCGGAAACCGUCCAGUUUAUUCCAUUUGACUCGUCCCGCAAAUGCAUGGGUAUUGUCUAUCGCGAACCAUCAAUGGGGUACCGUCUACUUGUCAAGGGAGCCUCUGAACUGAUGCUAGCGAGCUGCUCUGCCAUCAUUGCUGAUACAGAGAAAACGGGCGUUCACAUUUCACAGCUCUCGAGCGAGAGGAGACGGAAAGUUCACGCUGCAAUAGGCUCAUACGCCAAUCAAUCUCUCCGAACUAUCGGAAUGGCGUACCGGGAUUUCCCUUGCUGGCCUCCACCAAACGCACAGACCUUAGAGGAUGAUCCCAGCAUGGUCCGAUUCGAGGACAUCCUUGGCGACAUGACAUGGAUUGGCGUCGUUGGCAUCCAGGAUCCCUUGCGUCCUGAAGUCCCCGCUGCAAUUCAGAAAUGCCGCGCGGCUGGCGUCCAGGUGAAGAUGGUCACGGGCGAUAACAUUGCGACCGCGACGGCGAUUGCCACGUCCUGUGGUAUCAAGACUCCAGAUGGGCUGGUCAUGGAAGGCUGCCACUUUCGCCAGCUUUCAGACGCGGACAUGGACGAGGUUGUUCCCCGUCUGCAGGUUCUGGCACGCUCCUCCCCGGAUGAUAAGCGCAUUCUCGUCGAGAAACUGAAGCGGAUAGGUGAAACUGUAGCCGUCACCGGUGAUGGUACCAACGAUGGUCCGGCUUUACGGGCUGCUGAUGUUGGCUUCUCCAUGGGAAUCGCAGGGACGGAGGUGGCCAAAGAGGCGAGCUCUAUCAUCCUGCUGGACGAUAACUUCAAGUCAAUUGUCACUGCAAUUGCUUGGGGGAGAGCUGUCAACGAUGCAGUUUCGAAGUUUCUCCAGUUCCAAGUAACUGUGAACAUCACUGCGGUCAUCCUGACUUUUGUAUCAGCGCUUUCCAGUAAUGAGAAUGAGAGCGUGUUGACGGCCGUGCAGCUCCUAUGGGUGAACUUGAUUAUGGACACAUUUGCCGCUCUGGCCUUGGCAACCGACGCACCCACGGAGAAGAUUCUGGACCGAAAGCCCGUCUCCAAGAAUGCUUCCCUAUUCACCAUAACGAUGUGGAAGAUGAUCCUGGGACAGGCCGUCUACCAGCUUGCCAUCACGUUUAUGCUCUACUUUGCCGGAGCCCGUCUCUUUGGCUUUGACCUGAGUGAUGCCCACCAGCAACGCGAACUGGACACGAUUGUGUUCAAUACAUUUGUGUGGAUGCAGAUAUUCAACGGAUUCAACAACCGUCGACUGGACAACAAGCUCAACAUUUUCGAAGGCAUCUUUCAAAACUACUGGUUUCUCAGCAUCAACGCCAUCAUGGUCGGUGGCCAGAUCAUGAUCAUCUUCGUCGGCGGUGACGCGUUCCAGGUGACCCCUCUCACCGGCUUGCAGUGGGGGGUUUGUAUUCUCUGCGCCAUCUGCUGCCUUCCCUGGGCUGUUGUGCUGCGAAUAGUCCCCGACAGACAUUUUGCCGUUGUCUUCAACGGCGUUGUCAAGUGCAUCAAUUUAAUCCUGUGGCCGUUCCAGAAAUCGCUGGAGAUGACAGUAUACCCUGUCCAGCGGUUCACUUCGCGUCUUCGCAAGAAAGAGCAGACCAAGCUCUAUACUUUUUCUGACGAAGAGGCAUCUGUCUCAGUCAGUAUGAGUAUGAACUUGGAGUCUCCUCCUGCUCCUGAGAAUGCAGUUGUGCGGCCGCCAACUGCCGUGCCUCCUAUUACAAUCACUCCAUCUUGA
Messenger RNA from Penicilliopsis zonata CBS 506.65, 3543 nucleotides. RefSeq lists its product as hypothetical. Gene Ontology annotation, molecular function: P-type calcium transporter activity; ATP binding; ATP hydrolysis activity. Lineage: Eukaryota; Fungi; Ascomycota; Eurotiomycetes; Eurotiales; Aspergillaceae. Gene Ontology annotation, biological process: intracellular calcium ion homeostasis; calcium ion transmembrane transport. The transcript has 7 exons. The coding region runs from base 1 to 3543 and encodes 1180 amino acids. Gene Ontology annotation, cellular component: membrane; intracellular membrane-bounded organelle. The record is from RefSeq and is a predicted model, not a curated record.